AUGUAAAAAAACGCAAGUUCAAGAUGCAAAAUAUUUUGGUGUUAUUAGAACAUUAUGAAAAAAAUAAUUGAGAUGUAAAUAAACUUUAUAUGUGACCCUGGAUCACAAAACCAUCCUUAAGUAGCACGGGAACAGUUUUAGUAAAAGACAAAAAUACAUUGUGUGGGUCAAAAUUAUCGAUUUUUCUUUUAUGCCAAAAAUCAUUAGGAUAUUAAGUAAAGAUCAUGUUCCAUGAAGAUAAUUUGUAAAUUUACCACCUUAAAUAUAUAAAAACUUUAUUUUUGUGAGUGGAUGGUCUGCCACAGUGCCCCUGAUUAACAACUUCAAAGGCAAUUUUCUCAAUAUUUUGAUUUUUUUGCGCUCUCAGAUUCCAGAGUUUAAACGGUUGUAUCUCAGCCAGAUAUUGUCCUAUUCUAACAACUCAUACAUCAAUAGAAUGUUUAUUUAUUCAGCUUUCAGAUUAUGUAAAAAUCUCAAUUUCGAAAAAUUGACCCAUAAGACUGGUUUUGUUUCCAGGGUCACAUAUGUUGUCUUUCUAUGUGUAUAUUUCUUUAAAGUAGUCAUUGCUGUUAGCCUUUCUAUAGAAAACGAUAGGGUGUGAAAGUUUUAAUGAGCUCUUAUUUACACAAACACACGCAGUGAAGCAUCUGCAGAUGUAACACAACUUUGUACCGUCUAUCUAAUUAGGUAUGAAAGGGAGAAACGGGAAUGUGUGAUGCUGAAUUAAUGUGUGAUGAAUGUGUGAGCUAUUGUGCGGUUGUUUAUUUUGUUUUCUUGCAAUUGAAACACGACUGAUGCGCAUCAGAUCCAUUUGCAAAGCGUUCAUCGAUCUAGAGCACGGUGCGGAGAAUCUGAACGGUCUCGAGUUGAAAUUCUCGGAUACAUCUUUUAUCUCCGUUUACGUGGGCAAGUGUGCGUUUUCACCCCAAUGUGAAUGAUAUUGUUAUCGUCCCCUCAUCCAGGCACGAGUCAUGCUUGUCUGUCGGACUAUUAAGUCCCGAAUUACCCGCGAUAAAAUUUGCUUGAGCUCUCAGCCAAAUAAUUUUUCUAGAAAGUAAAAGAAAGUUUAUUGCGCCUUCCAACCUCCAACGAACGAACGCGUUUUUAAAUGCAAAAUACAUUGUUGGGAAAAAUGUCUGGGUGAUAAAAAAAGAAUGUUGGUGCUCUGCAAAGAAUCGUCUCUUUUAUGGUCUUGCUCUCCUCUCCGAUCCCCCGAGCUCCUCCCCUCCGCGCGUGGAGAGCUUCAUUUGAUCAAAUCCUUCAACUUGGAGCGCUUCGCUGAAUCGCACUUUUUCCACAUCUGAACUCUGGGGCGAUUGCAACUUCUAUGAGGACUUCUUUCUAUCCAUACCUAGAGGUAAAGGGCUGACAGGCGGACUGCACACUGGUAUUAUCAGCGAUGGAGAGAGGAAGCAGAAACCACCGGGUUAAUGUCAGCGCUUUCUGCGCCCUGGUACUGUUGCUCGUUUGGGUUCCGGGGAUCAGAACGGCGAUAACUUGCAGGUCGUGUCAGCUGUUUGAUAAGUGGAGCGGUCGGGAAUUACUGGUGAGGAUGGACGGUAGCAUUUCGUCCUCAACAGGGUUUGUGGGUAAAGUUAUUGACAAUAAUGAAGACGGGUCAACGGCGCUGUCUAAUUCGGCUGGUGCUGAAACCGGGCAGCUGGCCACGCAUAGCGAUUGCGCUGCCGAUAGCGAGAAAUGCGAUCACUACGUGCGCAAAUGGAAUACCGACCUUCACUCAAAUAAGGCGGUUGGAGGCAAAAUGCCACCCGAUGGUAAACAGGGGUCCACGGACAGUCAUGGCAAAGUUUCAAACCCCGAACGAGCAGGUUUACAGGUCGUGCGCACAGGUUCGGUCCCUGUUGAUCUCAAGCGCAGAGUGCGCAGAGGCGCACGGGGAUCCGUCAUGUCAACCGACGCACCCCGAGCGCGGGUUUUUGGGAACGGCUCCGUGCGGGCUGCGCGCAGAGUCCCGCGCUCUGAGUUGAGGUGGAACAGGGAAGACAGGAGACCGGCCACAUCGCGGCAGGAGGAGCUGAAACUUACCAGCUCUACCUUCGCGUUGACGGGGGAUUCCGCACACAACCAAGCCAUGGUGCACUGGUCCGGUCAAAACAGCAGCGUGAUCCUAAUGCUGACCAAACUGUAUGACUUCAAUCUGGGCAGUGUGACCGAGAGCUCCUUAUGGAGGUCAACAGACUACGGUACCACUUACGAGAAGCUCAACGAGAAGGUGGGCGUGAAAACCAUCCUCAGCUAUCUGUACGUCAGCCCCAACAACAAGCGCAAGAUCAUGUUGCUGACAGACCCGGAGGUGGAAAGCAGUUUGCUCAUCAGCUCGGACGAAGGCGCCACCUAUCAAAAAUAUCGUCUCAACUUCUACAUCCUCAGCCUGCUGUUUCAUCCCGAGCAGGAGGACUGGAUCCUUGCCUACAGCCAUGACCAGAAGCUCUACAGUUCGGUCGAGUUCGGCCGUCGAUGGCAGCUCGUUCACGAGCGGGUGGCGCCCAAUCGAUUUUACUGGUCUAAACUGGGCCUUGAUAAAGAGCCGGGCCUGAUCCACCUGGAGACCAGUAUCUCAGAAACCCAGGCUCUUUAUGUCACGUGCAAACUUCAGAACUGCACAGAUGCUAACAAGGGCAAACCGUUUCCAGGAUACAUUGACCCUAACUCGCUCGUGGUCCAAGAUGAGUAUGUGUUUGUCCAGGUGUCAACCGGUGGUCGUCCAAUAUACUACGUGUCAUCCAGACGGGACGUGUUUACGCCUAUGAAGCUUCCCAAAUACACCCUUCCGAAGGGUCUGCAUGUGAUCAGCACGGAUGAGAAUCGUGUCGUGGCGGCAGUUCAGGAGUGGAACCAGAAUGACACUUUUAACCUUUACGUGUCGGAGUCUGGAGGCGUCUACUACGCGCUGGCUUUGGAGAACGUCAUGAGUAGCAUGGGUCCUGAGGGAAAUGUCAUGAUAGAUCUAUAUGAGGUGGCAGGGAUUAAAGGAAUGUUCCUGGCCAAUAAGAAGCUAAAUAAUGAGGUGAAAACGUAUAUAACGUAUAACAGAGGCAGAGACUGGAGGCUUCUACAGGCCCCGUCAGCUGAUCUCAGAGGAAACAGCGUUCACUGCAUACUGCCGUACUGCUCCCUGCAUCUUCACCUGCACGUGUCAUCGAACCCAUACACGUCCGGGAAUAUAGCCAGCAGAGAGUCGGCACCUGGAAUCAUAGUGGCGUCAGGUUCAAUAGGUGCAGAGUUAUCGAGCAGCAACGUUAGCAUGUUCAUCACAUCUGACGCUGGAAACACGUGGCGACAGAUAUUUGAUGAAGAGUACAGUGUGCUUUAUCUAGACCAGGGCGGGGCUUUGGUGGCUAUUAGACACACCCCUCUUCCCAUCAGGCACCUCUGGUUGAGUUUUGAUGAGGGAAGGGUCUGGAACAAAUACAGUUUCACCUCAUCACCCCUAUUUGUGGAUGGAGUGUUGGGGGAACCAGGCGAAGAGACUCUUAUUAUGACGAUCUUCGGGCACGUCAGCCAUCGCUCCGAAUGGCAGCUGGUAAAGAUAGACUUCAGGUCUAUCUUCAACAGAAGAUGCGUCGAAUCUGACUAUGUGCCAUGGAAUUUACACGACCAGCGUGAACACUGCCUCAUGGGAGUGAAGAGGGUCUAUCGAAAUUUGAAGGCCGUUGCGAGGUGCGUUAUGGGUAAAAAUUACUCCGUCACCAUGAUUUCCGAGCCCUGUGACUGCAACGAAUCCGACUUUGAGUGCGAUUAUGGUUUCGAGAGAAGAUCUGACGGUAAAUGUACUCCAGCAUUCUGGUUCCUCCCCUCCUCUAUGUCUCGAAGCUGCACCACCGAACACACGUUCCUCAACAGCACCGGGUAUAGAAAGGUGGUGUCCAAUAACUGUACAGGCGGCGUGAUGGAGCAGUACACAGCCCGUAGGCAAGUGUGCCCCAGCCAGGCCCCGCGCGGCCUUCAUCUAGUGACCAGUGAAGGGAAGCUAACCGCUAAUCAUGCUAGCAAUGUCACCUUUCUCGUCUUCUUGGAGGAGGGCGAUGGAUCACGAACCAGCAUCACUGUGGAUUUCGGAGACGGAAACGCCUUCACUUACUCCAACGUGAGCUCGAUCGAAGACGGGAUUAAACACAUCUACAAGAACGUGGGAAUCUACCGCGUGUCAGCAACAGCUGAGAACAGUCUGGGCUCUGAAACCGUUCUUCUUUUCCUGCACGUUACGUGUCAGCUGGAGUCCAUUCACCUCUCCGCCCCGUUUGUGUCUGUGAAGAAUAAAGAAGUCAAUCUGACGGUGGUUCUCUGGCCAAGUCAAGUGGGAACGGUCACCUAUAUCUGGUGGUUUGGGAAUAACUCUGAGCCCGUGAUCACGCUGGAGGGGAGCGUGGCAUUCACGUUCUCCCGGGAGGGAAUCAACGUUGUCACCGUACAGGUGUCUGCUGGGAACAACAUCCUGCAAGACAGGAAAACCAUCGCUGUCCACGAAUACUUCAGAUCCCACCUUCUCGCUUUUUCAUCCAAUCUUGACGAUCACAACCCUGACGUGGCUGAAUGGAGACUUGAUGUUAGUCGAGUCAUUAAAGUCUCUAUGGUGCAGGCGACAGGUGUGAGUCCAGAACAGCUGUUGGUUACUGUUCUGCCCGGACUGCCAACAGCGUCUGAGUUCUUCCUGUUACCAGACAAACAGCUGACAGAGGGAAAGCCAGACAAAACAUCUACACAUUUAGACCAGCUCUCAGAACUGGUGCUCAGUGCUCUGAAUCAGAAUCUGGUUCAGUUCACACUCAGACCAGGAGUCCAGAUCACAGUAUUCGCUGCACAUUUAUCAGCAGCGCCUCUAGUGGACACAAGUGAGAAUCACAGUGGCUCAGCUAUGCUCAUGCUCCUCUCUGUGGUCGUGGUGGGUUUAGCUGUGUUCCUCAUCUAUAAAUUCAAAAGGAAGAUCCCAGGCCUCCACGUCUAUGCAGCGAUGCAGGAUGAAAAAGAACAAGAAAUGAUCCAGAGUCCAGUGAGCCCCACUGACAGCACACCCAGCUGCAGUUCACAGAAAGAGCUGCUCACAACACUGGAGCCACUGGACCCAGAGCCCAACACCCAGGCCAUCGAAUGCAUCAAACCUCAUCCACGUGUCAAAUUCUCAUCAGAUCUUCCCACAUACAUGGACGUUUGAAGCGCGGACUCAUAUUUGAGGACUUUGAUCGUGCGGACACAAAGGUUUCAAGCUUUAUUUAGUACUUGUGCAUGUUGGACAUUACGUUUACUGUGCUCUGUGAAUACUAGAACAAACUUUGUACAGCUUUUUUAUACGUACGUGUAUUCAAUACGAGAACAUUUUUGAUGCUGUUCGUUUCUAAAGAGCACCUGUACAGAGUUUGUGGGAACGACCGGUAUGCGCUCGAUGAAAAGGGCAAGGGAGAGAGAAUUAUUCUUGGUUUCUUGUAAGUGUCUUUUACUUUUUUUGCUAAUGGCGGCGGUAUAGUUUUCAAAAGUGCAACAUGAAUAUGUGACAUAUCUGAUGUGUUUUACAAACAAACUGCAAAUGUGUUAAUGAUUACAGUAAAAUAAAACUUUUUGUGAAGAUAUAUUUAGCACAUCUGAACUUUACUGUAACUAAUGUAACUUAUGUUGGUUUUAUCACGAAAAUGAAGUUUUAUGACGUUAUCCAUGACACGCGUUCAUUUUUGUUUGUUUUGCUUCAUUGCGAUUUUUACUUUAUUCCUUAGUUAAAUUAAUUUCUAACGCAUAGCUAUUCCGAUAACUUGAGAUUUGACUGUUUUCAGAUAUCAUGGCGCGGCAAAUAGCCGUAUUUUAAACGCCAUAAUAUACAUUCAUUUUGUUAAAUAAUCCCCAGACGGUUACAUGAUUUAUCAUUUAGCAAAUAUACAGUAUACACUGCAUGAUUUUUUAAUACUUUUAUAUUCACUGUCAUAUCUCACGUGAAUUGUACAGUCUGACGGAAAUGAAUGUAUGAUUCUGUAAGUACAUGUUUUAAAACGUCUAACUUUCUAGCAAACAACUGACACACAACGAAGCUGUGGUACUUUAAUAAAGUACUGGGAUGAAUGAACUGGGACUCACUCAGUAUCGUGAUAGCACCGAAAUGAUUAUACAACACAUGCUUUAUGACAUCAUCCAUUAUGACAUCUCAGAUCCAAUACAGAUGUUCAACUUAUUUUAUACUGUCUUCAUUUGAUUUUCUAGGUAAUAAUACGGCUAAAUCAUAUUGUCAAAUGAGUGUAAAUCACGUUUAUUGCUAAAUUGUUAGGAUAUUGACGACCGCAUGUAUAAAAUAGAAAUUUGCAAUCAUAUUUCAUCUUUUUUAAGAUGGAAAAUCUCACAGAGGUAGAGAAGAAUUUUGAUGAAUUGCUCACUAUGGGCAUGACACAAUCACAAUACAGAUUAUAUUUUGAUAAAUCAUGAGGUUAUAAAUUAAAACUGUCAAUCAAUUGAGAGCAGGGGAUUGUGGGUAACGUGCGAGGAUAUAACGGGAACAAUAGCAAUAUCAUUACAGACUAGACAUGUCCACAUAAGAUAAAAAUGAUGUAAAACUUAAUCAAGGUCCACAUAUGACAGAACACAUUACUUUAAGCUCUAGAAAAUGUUAUCAAAUUGAGUUUGACUUUCAGAUUAAGGGAAGAGAAACUUUGCAUAAACAGCUGGUUAAAAAAACACUUUAUGAGAUUUGAAUGGACAAACUGUGGCAGCCCGGAAUUCAAAGUCCAGCGCUGACACUUCUCUCUUAAGAGUAAGGAAGAUUAUUUUUGUAGAAGACAAGAGUUUUAUUACUGUAAAGAUUUUAUAUAUAUAUAUAUAAAUAUAACUAUAUAUACAAUUUUAGGUGUGUAUGUUUGAUGUUUUGUUUCUCUCUUUUUUGACAUUUCUUUGAGCUCUGUGCUACGUGCAAUUGUUUCUGUUGGUGAAAUUGUAUUUAUUAAAUGAACUAAGUCCCUGUUAUUGUGUUUUGAGUUUCUUACAGUAUUUGUAAAAAAACUGUAAUUUGCAAAGUAACCGAUCAAGUGAUUAAGAAAAAUAAAGUAU
Triplophysa rosa is the source of this 7041-nucleotide messenger RNA. Its product is annotated as VPS10 domain-containing receptor SorCS1. Bases 1400 to 5173 code for a protein of 1257 amino acids. NCBI's taxonomy places the organism in Eukaryota, Metazoa, Chordata, Actinopteri, Cypriniformes, Nemacheilidae. The transcript has 27 exons. The record is from RefSeq and is a predicted model, not a curated record. Gene Ontology annotation, biological process: post-Golgi vesicle-mediated transport. Gene Ontology annotation, molecular function: protein binding. Gene Ontology annotation, cellular component: Golgi apparatus; membrane.